Messenger RNA from Clunio marinus, 2399 nucleotides. NCBI's taxonomy places the organism in Eukaryota, Metazoa, Arthropoda, Insecta, Diptera, Chironomidae. The record is from the annotation of a GenBank genome assembly.
GUCAGUCGCACCCCACCACUCAACGAUAGAGAACGUCGAGAUUUUUAAGAACCAAAAAUAUAAUACAAAAUCAAAGCCAAAAUGGCAUAUGCAGUUAAUCAAAAUCUGGCAAUGACACGAGAUACUUUCAAAGUUACUUUAAUAAUCGACGAUACAGUCGAAAACUUCUACAUUAAAAUGAAGAUCAAUUCUGUAUCGAAAUUUGACAUUGAACAUCCCUUGAUCAAGUUUAAGAACAUGGUUUUCAAGCGUAAUCCAAAUGUUAAUACACCAAACUUGAAGGUUUACUGGAUAGAUGCGGAAAAUGAUAAAAUUUUAAUCAGUUGUGAAGAAGAUUUCCAAAUGUAUCUUGAACAAGGUCAUGGUAAGAAAAUCUUCUUCAAUGCAUCGACCGUUCUUCCUAAACCACCAAUUGAGGAUGAUGAGGAAGUUCCCAUGGAAGCUGAGGAGUCGACUUCUUAUAAAAAGACUAAAUUAGAUCGAAAGGCAAAGAAAAUGUUUGUAACUUUAUAUUUAACGACUCUUCAUCCCCCCACCAUCUUAAUUUAUUAUUUAUUUAACAGAGCUCGUGAAGAAGAGAGAAAAGAAGAGAGACAAAAACGAAUUGCAAAGCGUUUGGUUGAGAAAAUGAAACAAGCUGAGGACAAGUUGCGUCAUGAAGAAGAACGUCAUCAACGACAUCCAGAAAAAUUGGAACGUAAAACCGCAGAACGUUUGGAACGAGCUAAGAAGCGUUAUGAACAAUUUCGUCAACUUAUUACAGCUUCGAUGGAUCCAGCAAACUUGAGCGCAGCUGCUGAAGUUAUGAAUAACUUUGCACCUUCAACUUCAACUGCUCCAACUUCUGAAAAUGUUGAUUCUAUGGCAAUGAUGCAUCCAUCGGCAGAAACUAUUCGUUUGUUGAGUUCAGCAAUUGCUGGAUGUUUACAGCCUUGCAAUUUGAUCAAUAAAAUUCUAAAUGAAAUUAUUGGAAUGGUUCCACAGCCAUCUGGAGGUGAAGAUUCGAGCGGAUCUUCAGCACCUCAAACAAGUUCUGAUCAACAACAACAAACUGAAGUUCCAAAGCAAAACACGGCAACAAACACUUCUGAUUUAAAUAGUCCAGCAACUGGUCAUCCAUCAAACGAAGAAAUUGAAGCGCUUUUCAAAGAAGCAGCAAAGGAAUUGGAAAAAAUGAAUGAAAUCGUCAAUAAUGGAAAAAUGAGUGAAAGUUUUGCUUCACUCGCUUCAUCUUCGACAACGACUGGUGAAACACAAAUCGAAAAGACUUUUACAAACAUCACUGACUCUGCUAUUUCCAAUGCAACUGUUAUUAACGCUCCAAUGUCUGUUGAAGAGAAGAAUGACCAAGGUGAAGGUGAUGAUUUAAUGUCAUUUACGCAAGCACGUUCGCGUGAAUCUUCAAUUGAAGUUCAUGACAUAAAUUCAAUGAUCAGCGAAGAUUCUCGAGAUUGGACAAUGUUGGAUGCGCCUGGUGGUGAUGAUGUUGAUGUCACCAUAAGUGAUGAUGCUGCUGAAGAAGAAGCAGUUCAAAAUGUUGCUGAAACAGAAGCAACUCAAAUUGUCGCUGAAGAAAUUCCUGAAAAACCAUCAACUGGCGCAAUUCCAAAGAAGAUUGAACCAACUAAAGAUGAAUCCAUCAAGACAGCUUCAGUUUCUAUCGAGACUCAAACUCAAUCAUCUCUUAUGAUUGAUGCUGAGAAGUCUCAAGCUGCUUCAAUCCAUAAAUCAAUUCAAACGGCUGAACAAAUCAAUGAAAUUGUCAAAGACUCAAUUGCUACAGCUCAAGCGGCAAUUAAAUCAAUUCCAACUCAAGUUGAAGAGCCACAACAAGCUGUACAAGUUGAAGUUGCAGCUGCAGCUCCGAUUAAAGUUGAAACUGCUCCGAAACCAGCUGCUCGUGGGCCUCUAAUUUUGAACAUGAAAGAAACAAAUCCAGCAAAUUUGAGGGCUACACGUAACUCAAGUGUUGCAGCUAAACCUGCUUCUCGUCCAACUUCCAGCUCUGUUGGACCUGCUGUCAUUGUCUACGAUGCUAAUCCGAAGAUUAAUGCUGCAGUUCAUCAAAUGAUGAACAUGGGAUUCUCUAAUGAAGAAGGAUGGCUGACUCAACUAUUGAUAAAUGUCGAUGGCGAUGUUGCCAAAGCCAUCAAUUUCUUGACCCCACAACCUAAGAACAUCCGAAAACCUUAAAUUGGACACGAAACCAGAUGCAACAAUUCUGAAAAUUGGUGAUGGGAUUUUAUCUAAAACAAUUUAAAUUUAUUUACGAUUGAAAGAAAUUUUAAAUUAAUUGACAUGUCAAAAUUCUUAUUGGGUGGAAAGAAAGUUUAUAUAAAAUAAAAUAUUCUAAUUGUUAGCAGCAGAAAGAAUUACUUUUUGAAGGAUCUUGUUUGCAU